AUGAUUAACGUCGCGCGGCCACCGCCACCAAUUGCAGGCAGCUUUUAUAGCAUAUCACGCUUCUCUGGACUGCCCGUGGGCAUUUGGCCGCAACGCCAGCGAGGCUGUGGCAAGCAGCUGCUUUGUGUGUUCAGCUUUCUGGUCAUACUGAUGGGUGCCGUGGGCGAGAUACUGUACGGCGUGCUAAAUCUGAGUAAUCUGGUUUCAGCGCUGGAAGCUUUCUGUCCCGGCUGCACCAAGGCCGUCUGUGUGCUCAAGCUGUGCCACUUCUUCUGGAGUCAGCCGCACUGGUACGCGCUGAAGCAGCGUGUGCGUCAACAGCUCUGGAGCAGUCAGGAUGCAGCUGCUCAGCGCAUAUUGCAGCGCAGCUCGCGAGCGGCCCAUCGUUUCUCGCUGCUGCUGUUCGUCUCCGGCAUGACCACAAAUACGUUCUUCAAUGCGCUGCCGCUGAUCAAGGCGCUCUAUCGUUACAUUUACGGCUUGGAGGGACAAGUGGAGCUGCCCUUUAAUAUCAUCUUGCCUGGCUUUGCCACGCAGCCGCGUUGGUUUCCGCUCACGUAUCUGCUGCUGUUUGCCUCUGGGGCAUGCACUGUGUUUACCUUUAGCUGUGUCGAUGGCUUCUUUCUCUGCAGCUGCAUGUACAUCAGCGGCGUCUUCAAUGUCAUACAGCAGGACAUACGCGAGACUUUCCUGCCGCUGAUCAAAGUGGACCGUGCCACGGGCGGCAUGAACUUUGUGGUGCAGCAACGUCUGGCGGACAUUGUGGAGCGUCACAAUGCGAUUAUCGAUCUGUGCACCGACCUGACCCGCCAGAUUACCGUUAUCGUUUUAAUGCACUUCCUGUCCGCAGCCUUCGUGCUCUGCUCCACCAUUUUAGACAUCAUGUUGAACUCUUCAUCACUUAGCGGCUUAACCUACAUCAGCUACAGCGUUGCCGCAAUGACACAGCUAUUUCUUUAUUGCUAUGGCGGCAAUCACGUCAGCGAGAGUAGCGCUGCUGUUGCCCAGACGCUGUACGACACUGAGUGGUACAAAUGCGAUGUGAGGACUAGAAAAAUGAUUUUAAUGAUAUUACAACGCUCGCAGCGGGCGAAAACAAUUGCGGUGCCUUUCUUUACGCCCUCCCUGCCGGCCUUUACCUCGAUACUCAGCACAACCGGCUCAUAUAUCACGCUGCUCAAGACGUUUCUGUAA
This is a messenger RNA of Drosophila busckii, 1194 nucleotides long. RefSeq names its product odorant receptor 22c (gene Or22c). NCBI's taxonomy places the organism in Eukaryota, Metazoa, Arthropoda, Insecta, Diptera, Drosophilidae. Gene Ontology annotation, cellular component: plasma membrane. Gene Ontology annotation, molecular function: odorant binding; olfactory receptor activity. The transcript has 6 exons. The record is from RefSeq and is a predicted model, not a curated record. The coding region runs from base 1 to 1194 and encodes 397 amino acids. Gene Ontology annotation, biological process: detection of chemical stimulus involved in sensory perception of smell; sensory perception of smell.